Vicia faba (fava bean) is the source of this 537-nucleotide messenger RNA. Lineage: Eukaryota; Viridiplantae; Streptophyta; Magnoliopsida; Fabales; Fabaceae. The record is from the annotation of a GenBank genome assembly.
AUGGAUCCUAAUCCUCCCAAACCAAUACUGCCCAAUUUAAAUCUUUCUCCGCCUGUUUCACCUGAGCAAGAACUUCCGGUAGUACCUCAGUCACCACAACAGCAACCGCCACCAAACUCCUCUCCACCACAACAGCAACCGCCACCCAACUCCUCUCCACAGUCUAACUCUCCUUGGCAAUCGCCGACCAACUUACCUUCAACGUCACACUCUCCGCCACAGCAGCCGCUAAACAUUCCACCACAGCCACAAAUAUUAGUCCAAGAUCCUCAGCUGGGAUCACCAGAUUCGUGGCCAGACCCGGACGCUUCACCACAAGAAUCAUGGCCAGAGGAGCCACAACCUUCACCUCCACAUGAAUAUUUAGUCCAAACUACCGGAGGAGUCUACACCGUCACCUUACCACACUCUCCGCGAAGUCACCUGCGGCCAGAUGUGCUUUCUACACCGGAAACGUCAGACUCUCUACCAGACUCAUCAGGCGCUCCACAGGACACGGCAUCAAGAAAUACUUCCCCUCUUCCUCCCUCUCAAUGA